This is a messenger RNA of Phalaenopsis equestris, 1204 nucleotides long. RefSeq lists its product as uncharacterized. The coding region runs from base 148 to 945 and encodes 265 amino acids. NCBI's taxonomy places the organism in Eukaryota, Viridiplantae, Streptophyta, Magnoliopsida, Asparagales, Orchidaceae. The transcript is spliced from 3 exons. The record is from RefSeq and is a predicted model, not a curated record. Gene Ontology annotation, cellular component: mitochondrial matrix.
UCGAAGUUCAAGCUUCACACCUUUUUUUAGAAGGGAAAAUGAUAUUUAGUUGACAGCAAAAUCUCUGCAAAACCCUAGCGAUCGAUAUUCAGCACCGUGACUCCCGUUAAUCCUCCUCUAGUCUCGAGGCCUCCACUGCCUUCAGUCAUGGCCUUCUCAGCUAUAGUUCGCCGCGCCACCUCGCCGACCGCACGAUAUUCCGUAGAGUUCUGUAUCCGUCGUCAGAGUGUUCGUAGUCUUAACUUCGCUCCCUUACGUUCCCUUCCCACUGGAGAAAUCCUUAAUCGCGGAGAAGGAAGCCAGCCUCCCUCCUCCUUCUUGCCACUCGCUCGCUUCUCUUCGUUGCUGUCAAAGAAGCAGGCUGCAGAUGCCGAACUUAUUCAGAUAAUCAAAUCGGAAAUUAAGUGCGCCGAUGAAGAGCAUCUAGCGGCUGAAGAAAUUCCAAAAGGUUUUCCCUUUGAGAUCCAAGAUGAAGAGGGCUCAAACAUUAUAACUCUAAGAAGAGAUUAUUUGGGUGAAAAGAUUGAAGCUAUUGUUUCCAUGCCUAGAAUUGAGGAACCUGAUAACAUUGAAGGUGUAGGUGACGGGGAUGCCGGUCGUGCAGGCGACGAGAAGAUCAACCAACCCGCUAUUCCGCUGACUGUCAACAUCAGCAAAUCCAAAGAACUAAAUCUGGAGUUUAGCUGCACCGCUUUUGCCGACGAAAUUGUGAUCGACAGCUUAUCGGUCCAAAGAAAAGAUGAAUCUGAUGAUGGUGUGCUAGCGUAUGAAGGUCCUGAUUUCAAUGAUCUUGAUGAGAAUCUCCAGAAAGCAUUUCACAAGUUCUUGGAAAUAAGAGGGAUAUCUCCGGCGACCACCAACUUCUUGUAUGAAUAUAUGAUACACAAAGAUGAUAAGGAGUACUGCCGGUGGCUUCAGAAUCUGAAGCAGUUUAUUGAAAAGUAAUGAGAAGAAGAUUGAAUGAUACAAAGUAGAGGUUUGUCUCUAUUCUUAUAAGAAGAAAUUUUGUUUUUGGUUCUGGUUGAGUUUUUUAUAUGUUGGAGAGGGAAUUCAUGCUGAUUUCAUAGAUCUAUCAUGAGUUUUGAUUUAUAUUUUGAAGCUAAACGCCAUCUGAUUUAUAUGUUUCUCUAUCUGCGCUUAAUUUGUUUUGAGUCUAUUAUAUUUAUAAUCUGGCUGAACUGCUCUGCUUGCUCUGCUUUGAUGC